This is a messenger RNA of Ooceraea biroi (clonal raider ant), 941 nucleotides long. Its product is annotated as trypsin-1. Gene Ontology annotation, biological process: proteolysis. Gene Ontology annotation, molecular function: serine-type endopeptidase activity. NCBI's taxonomy places the organism in Eukaryota, Metazoa, Arthropoda, Insecta, Hymenoptera, Formicidae. The record is from RefSeq and is a predicted model, not a curated record.
AAUACUUGACUUUUUGACAAAUACUGUCAGUGCAGCUUCUAUCGCUCGUCAAAAUGGACGCUCGUUCUUCCAUCCUCGUUGUCGGCUUUCUUUAUUUUUCAGCGCAUCUAUGUCGCGGAUUUCCAACUUCGGAUUCGGCAGAAUCAGACAGAAUUAUCAACGGCACAUAUACUAAUAUCGAAGUAGUUCCUUACCAGCUGUCGUUUAUGCUGGAUGGUAAAUACGCGUGCGGUGCUGCUAUAAUAAGCACAAAUUGGGCUCUGACAGCAGCUCAUUGCGUACGGGCAGGUUUGGGCUCUGAGAUUACUGUACGCAGCGGAAGCUCUUUUCCCUAUGAGCAUGGUACCGUUCAUCGCGUAAUUGAUUUCUUGAUCCACGAAUAUUACGACCCACGUACUAAUGACUAUGAUAUCGCUCUCAUGAAAGUAUCAUCUCCGUUCAUUUAUGAUGAUUGUACAAAACCUGUCAGAUUACCGCCUCUCGACGGUCAAACGAUUUCUAACGAGUUGUGUCUGGACUGUGGCUGGGGAUACUAUAAAAAACUGCUCAACACCUUCGUCAUUCAGGAAAUGUCGGAUAAACUGCAAUGCAUUCAAUUACCGUUAAUAAAGAAGAGCGAGUGCAUUCAAGAUUAUGAAGGAGCAUUCACAUUGACACCUCGAAUGGAAUGUUACGGGUUUGAAAAUGGACAAGGCGACUCGUGCCAGGGUGAUUCUGGUUCACCAUUAGUUAAUAAGGACAAUAUUGUACUCGGCAUAACUUCGCUUGGCCGUGGCUGUGCCCAGAAACAUUCGCCCGGUGUGUACACGAACGUCACGGCUCUUCGAGGUUGGAUUUGGGAUAAUAUUGGAAUAUAAAGAGAGUUUUGUAAGCACAUCGUUGCAAACGAUAUGCAUUAAAAUAUAAUUGUAAUUAAAUUAAUAUAACAGUUAUACAUAAUA